Messenger RNA from Thrips palmi, 5062 nucleotides. RefSeq names its product serine/threonine-protein kinase mig-15 (gene msn). NCBI's taxonomy places the organism in Eukaryota, Metazoa, Arthropoda, Insecta, Thysanoptera, Thripidae. Bases 238 to 4254 code for a protein of 1338 amino acids. Gene Ontology annotation, biological process: protein phosphorylation. Gene Ontology annotation, molecular function: ATP binding; protein kinase activity. The record is from RefSeq and is a predicted model, not a curated record. The transcript is spliced from 24 exons.
GAGGGCGGUGCUAGCUGACGUCACUUGUGUCUGGCCUGGAGCGUUGAUAGGUGUGACGAUCUCGCGGAAUGGAGACUCCCACUUUCCGUGGGCCAAAUCCGUUUGUUUUAUGGAGGUAGCGUUCACCGCCGGGGCACAUUGGACUAGAGUGCACUGUUUAGCCGGUCGGCAGCGCCGCCAAACCGAGUGAAUUGUUCGAGUGGUCGCAGUGUUUUGCCUCUGGCACCCACCAGCAAGAUGGCGCAGAACUCCCUUGCUCCCAGUGUGAAUUGUUCACUGGAUGAGAUAGAUUUAAACGCGCUCAAGGAACCAGCUGGCAUUUUUGAGCUGAUUGAGGUGGUCGGAAAUGGGACCUAUGGACAGGUGUACAAGGGUCGGCACACCAAGACGGGCCAGCUUGCGGCCAUCAAGGUCAUGGACGUCACCGAGGAUGAAGAGGAGGAAAUAAAACUUGAAAUUAAUGUUUUAAAGAAAUACUCAAACCACCGAAAUAUUGCUACCUACUAUGGUGCCUUCAUUAAAAAGAGUCCUCCUGGCAAGGAUGACCAGCUUUGGCUUGUUAUGGAGUACUGUGGUGCAGGAUCUGUGACGGAUUUGGUCAAGUCUACCAAGGGCCAGUCGCUGAAAGAGGAGUGGAUUGCGUACAUCUGCAGAGAAAUCUUAAGGGGCUUAGCGUACCUUCACAACAACAAAGUCAUUCACAGAGAUAUUAAGGGACAAAACGUUUUACUGACUGACAAUGCCGAAGUCAAACUUGUGGACUUUGGUGUAAGUGCUCAACUAGACAGAACAAUUGGUCGUAGGAACACAUUCAUUGGUACUCCCUACUGGAUGGCCCCUGAGGUUAUUGCUUGUGAUGAGAAUCCAGAUGCCACUUACGAUAAUAGGAGUGAUUUGUGGUCUUUGGGUAUCACUGCCCUGGAGAUGGCAGAAUCUCAACCACCUCUUUGUGACCUUCAUCCUAUGCGUGCACUUUUCCUCAUCCCUCGAAAUCCACCAGCUCGAUUGAAAUCCAAGAAGUGGGCUAAGCGCUUCCAUAGUUUUAUUGAAACUGUACUUGUCAAAGACUACCAUCAGAGGCCCUACACAGAACAGUUGCUCAAACACCCCUUCAUUCGAGAUCAGCCAACUGAGCGACAAGUUCGUAUUCAGUUGAAGGAUCAUAUAGAUCGUUGCAAGAAACGAAAGCAGGAAAAAGAAAGAGAAGAUUACCAUUACAGUGGCUCUGAGAAUGAAGACGAAGAGCCUGCAGUGGCUGGUGAACCAUCUUCCAUUGUCCAGGCUCCAGGGGACAACACACUUAGAAGAACUUUUGCACAGCUCCAGUUGUGUGGAGAGGGAAGACCAGAUGGGCGCUCUGCCAAUGACCAAGGCAAAGAUCCCAAACAUGGGAGGAAAGGAGAACGUGAAGAAAUACCAGACCCAGGCCCACCAGCAAGACCGCCCAUCCCCCAGAGACUUAUUGUGGUUCCAGACCCCCAUCCUCCAUCUCGGCCCUUGCCACCUCCUCCCAAGGACGACAGCAGACCUCCAGGGAAGCCCUCCACACCUCAUGGAAACCACCAUGCGCAUCACCAGCCUGCUGCUGCGCCUUCAGCGCAUCCACAGCAGCAAAGAAACUCCCAUGGCUUCAAACCUAUGCUGCCACCAAGGAGACCAGAGAGUGGAGCCUCAAGCUCUUCGUCUGGAGCUGCAGUCAGUGAACAGCCUCCAGCCAGGCCUGCAAGAUCGUCCCACCACCAGUCUAGCCAAAACGGUUCGAAGUCUCAAACUCCUGGAAGCCAACAUCUGUCCCUGCUGGAGUCUGAUUCAGAUGAUGAUGAAGAUAUUGGUCGAGUCAGAAGUGAUGGCACAUUGCUUGCAAGUGACCCACCAAAGCCUCUACCAGAAUUCCCUUACAGACCUGACGAACAUGGUGCACAUGCACCAAAACCAGCUCCGUCAUCAAGUGGGGCUCCUAAUCGACCUCUUCCUCCAACCCCUGAUGAAGAAGAAAGUGGGGAAAGGACACUUGUCAUGAUAAGGAAACAUGGAGGUGACAGCAAGAGGAGUAGUGUUCGCAAUUCCGAGCUGGCUGAUCAACAGCUCCUGAAAGAUUGGGACUUUGAUCGUUUCUUCCAAGGCUUUAAUGCCCGUCUUGAUCGGCUCAGUGACGAAUCUAAUCGCUCAAAAGAGGCCAACAAGAAACAAUCAGAUCGCAACAGUAAAAGCUUUGACAAUCCUGGUUUUGAAGAUGGGGAAAAUAGCAUUGUUAAGUCAUCACCAUCAAGAAGCAGUGUAUCCAAUGCUCCAUCAUCUAGCACUCCAGAAAAUAAGGUGCGAGAAUCUCAGCUGAAGCAUGUAGAUUCUAAGAGACAUAUUUUCCGGCGAGAAAACUCGGAUUUCUUCCCUAGUCGGUCCAAUCGUCACUCUGCUUUAGUUUUUGAAUCCACUCCCCCUUCUGAUACAUCCAAAGGGUCUGGCGUAACUUUUUCUUACAACAAUGGGAGACGUGGUUCAGAAAUAGCUGCCUCUAUUGUGGCGGGCAUCAGCUCAGAGCUGUAUGGAAAAGAAACUCCGUCAAAAAGCAGAUUUAUGCCAGGAAGAAAACCAAGUGGGGAGCCAGUACUCACUGAUUGGAAGAGUGGUGGAACUGAUUUAAUUCCUAAGAAUGCUGGAAGUGACUGGUCUGCUGUGAAACCACGGCGAGAGAAGACUGAAGGCGAUAUUGUAUUGAUGCGAGCUUGGCGUCGUAGCAGUAAUGCCAAUGGCUUCGCUAAUGGCAAUGGCAGUGGCAGCAAUAGCAGCAGUCCAGGGGACCGAGGUGAAGGGGGUGGUGGUGGACAAGGUGGAUUCUUGGAAUGGCAGAAUCGUGAGGAACGCCGUGGAGAAUUCCACCGCAUGGACUCAUCUCCAGGACAACUUAGUACUCCUGGUUCCAGAACUAGUUCUGUUUUGCCUGACCUUCUCACUCAGACAUCCAGCCCAGGAACACCCAAUCAGAGGCAGGACAAGUCAACCAGUGACGAGUAUCGGCAAGCUAUUAAGGGACUAAGUGGUAGUAUUGGAGGGCCCCGAAUAAGUCCGUCCAACACUUCCACUGCAUCAUCGUCCUCCCUCAUUUCACCCUCAUCACAAACCGGCUUUAAUCCUCUUCAACAGAAACAGAGGUCAUUCUUGACGUUUGGAUUCGGCGCCGGAGGCUCGGGUCCGAGCAGAAGGGAGUCUCACGUCAAUGUGAAUGUCACACCUACUUCACAUGAUCUUGGUGCGGACACACCAGAGAUAAGAAAAUACAAGAAAAGAUUCAACUCAGAAAUUCUGUGUGCUGCAUUAUGGGGUGUCAACUUAUUGAUUGGAACUGAAAAUGGUUUGAUGCUGCUGGACCGUAGUGGCCAAGGGAAAGUCUAUCAACUUAUUUCGCGGCGACGUUUCCAACAAAUGGAAGUGUUAGAAGGCCAAAAUAUUCUCGUUACCAUUUCAGGGAAGAAAAACAGAGUACGAGUAUAUUACUUGUCCUGGUUAAAAUCUAAAAUCCUCCGCACUGAUGGUGUUACUGAACAACAAGUAGAAAGGCGCAAUGGUUGGAUCAAUGUUGGUGAUCUACAGGGAGCUGUCCAUUUUAAGAUAGUCAAGUAUGAACGUAUCAAAUUCCUUGUAAUUGCAUUGAAGGACAGUAUUGAAAUUUAUGCAUGGGCACCUAAACCUUAUCACAAAUUCAUGGCGUUCAAGGCAUUUGGAGACCUCCAACAUCGACCUCUUCUGGUCGACCUCACUGUUGAAGAAGGUACUCGCCUGAAAGUGAUAUAUGGGUCUGCUGAUGGAUUCCAUGCUGUGGAUCUUGAUUCUGCUUCAGUCUAUGAUGUGUACCUUCCCAAGCAUGUUAGCAUGUCUCAAGGUCCUAUUUCACCUCACUGCAUUGUGCCACUUCCUAACUCGAAUGGUAUGCAGCUCUUGUUGUGUUAUGACAAUGAAGGAGUUUAUGUAAAUACGUAUGGCAAGGUCUCAAAGAACAUUGUGUUGCAAUGGGGUGAAAUGCCAACAUCAGUUGCCUACAUAGGGACUGGUCAAAUUAUGGGAUGGGGUAACAAAGCCAUAGAAAUACGCAGUGUGGAAUCAGGGCAUCUAGAUGGUGUUUUUAUGCAUAAGAAGGCCCAGCGACUAAAGUUCCUCUGUGAAAGGAAUGACAAGGUAUUCUUCUCAUCUGCUAAAGGUGGUUCUUCAUGCCAAAUAUACUUCAUGACUUUGAACAAACCUGGCAUGGCCAAUUGGUAAAUUUAAGUAGCUUUGUUAUUGUUUUGUUUUAAUGGGUGUAUCCAUGCUGUAACUGAUAGUCCUCCUUGUAUAAGCAUACAUGGCACAGUCAUGCUUAUUUUUUGUGUCAUGGAAACCCAUAAGCAAGUCUUUUUGUAUGAAUGAACUCAGAUCUAGUGACAGUUGUUUGUAUUUGUUGUCUUUUAUUUACGUCUAAUGUAUUUUGACUGGAAGUGCUGGUGCAGACUCCAUCAAGUAAUCGUUGGUUACAUGAAUGGAAGUACCUGCACUGUUCAUGGGGGUAAUUUCAGUGUUAAUCACUGGAAAUCCAUUUGAACAACCCAGAAUAGUCUGCGAGUUGAUCAUGACAAGGUUGUGUUGAUAUAUCACAAUCCGCAAAGAAAUAUUGUUUUAAUUAUCUCUGAACAAUCUUCUUGUAUCUUGGACGCCAUUGAGCUGGGUUCUUUUUGACUUGACUUUUAAAGGAAACAAUAUUGAAUAUUCUUGCUGCCAUGCACAACAGUAGCCUCAGCUUAGAAGUGUUAAAUAUCUUGUGAGAUGUGGUGGUGGUGGUAUCCUCUGUACCUCAGAUGGUCUGGAUAGUCUGAUAACUGCCAACAAGUCACAAAAUAGUUAUUUUAGUCAUUUAUCACAAUAGUAAUAAUUCUUUACACCUCAUGUAUCAAAUUAUUACUAUUAGUACAGCAUAGUUCCAUUUAUUAUGUCAUUAUAGAAGACUUGUUCUACAUCAUAGUCUUAUGAUGUUGGGAGGUUCUUUACCUUGCAUAUAUGUACAGAAUAAAAACGAUGGGAGAGGCAUGAGAGGGAA